Molecule: messenger RNA, 1212 nt
Organism: Macrosiphum euphorbiae (potato aphid)
Lineage: Eukaryota; Metazoa; Arthropoda; Insecta; Hemiptera; Aphididae
Source: the annotation of a GenBank genome assembly
AUGAACGUUCCGUACAUCAAUGACACUUUUAACAUUAAUGAACUUUCGACGGAUCAACAAAAAUUGUUAAUCGAAAUAAGACGUCGUAAGGCAGAAUUAUUACUUGAAAUACAGCAAUUGAAAGAUGAGUUAUCCGAAGUUGUUAGUGAAAUGGAAAAUAUGGAUUCUAAUGAUGAUAGUAAAAAUCAAACCAAAGCUAAACAAAUAUCAAUUGGUCGUAAAAAAUUCAAUAUGGACCCAAAGAAAGGAAUUGAAUUUCUUGUUGAACAUGGUCUACUAAAUCACAAUGAAGCUGAUGUUGCUGCUUUCCUCUAUAAAGGAGAAGGACUAAAUAAAACGGCAAUUGGCGAUUAUUUGGGAGAACGAAAUGAUUUUAACGAAAGAGUUUUAAGAGAGUUUGUUUCCCUGCAUGAUUUUACUGAUCUCAUACUGGUUCAAGCUCUUAGACAAUUUUUAUGGAGUUUUCGACUUCCUGGCGAAGCACAAAAAAUUGAUAGAAUGAUGGAGUGUUUUGCAGAAAGAUAUUGUCAAUUAAACCCAAAUAUUUUUACCAAUACAGAUACUUGUUAUGUUCUGUCAUUUGCUAUUAUAAUGUUAAACACAAGUCUUCAUAACCCUAGUGUCAAAGAUAAACCAUCAGUUGAGCAAUUUAUACAAAUGAAUCGUGGUAUCAACAAUGGUGGAGAUUUACCUAGAGAACUUUUAAUUAGUUUAUAUGAUAGCAUAAAAACAGAGCCUUUUAAAAUUCCCGAAGAUGAUGGUAAUGACUUAAUGCAUACAUUCUUCAACCCAGACAAAGAAGGAUGGUUAUGGAAACAAGGUGGCCGAUAUAAAAGUUGGAAGCGUCGUUGGUUCAUUUUAAAUGAUAAUUGUCUGUAUUAUUUUGAAUAUACAACCGACAAGGAACCUCGAGGAAUAAUUCCACUAGAAAAUAUUGAAGUACGAGAAGUAUCUGAUCGCCAUAAACCACACUGUUUUGAGUUGUAUGCAGCUCCUGGAACUACGGACUUUAUUAAAGCUUGUAAAACAGAUAGUGAAGGAAAAGUAGUAGAAGGUAAGCAUACUGUGUAUAGAAUGUCAGCAGCUACAGCAGAAGAAAAAGAUGAAUGGACAAAAUGCCUUAAACAAAGUAUUAGUCAUAAUCCUUUUUAUGACAUGUUAGCAGCACGUAAAAAGAAAGCACAAAAAAACAGUGUUCAUGGUCGAAGCUAG